CAUGACUGUACCGCCCGGAGCAGCAGCAGACCAACAGGAGCCUGUCUCUGAAGGAAGCCUCUGACUAUCUCCUGCAGCAGAGUGAACAGUACCGUCACUGGGUUCUCUCGCUCUGGAGUGGAUCAUACGGACGGGGGGACGUUGGCAUACGGCUGAUCGGGGAUAACCCAGAGGAGGCAGUAGCGGACGUGAGUGAGGUGACUCGUCUGGAGUCGACCCACCCCAAGAUGUCCUUCUCCUGCCGCUUCAGAAGAGCCUUUUUCACAGUCAUCCACAGGGUGCUGCUCAUCCUAACAGUGAUUGGUCUGGUGUGGGGUGUAUUCUACUACAUGAAGUAUCGUUGGAGGAGAGAGGAAGAGGAGACCAGGCACAUGUAUGACAUGGUGGAGAGAAUCAUAGGUGUUCUGAGGAUCCACAACGCGUCCUGUCAGGAGAACAAUGACCUCCAGCCCUACCUGCCCAUCCCUCACGUCAGAGACUCCCUGGUUCAGCCCCAGGACAGAAAGAAGCUGAAGAAGGUCUGGGACCGGGCUGUGACCUUCCUCUCAGCUAAUGAGAGCCGUAUCAGGACAGAGUCUCAGCGGAUUACAGCGGAGCCGACUUCCCAGUGUGGAGGUGGCUCCAGCCCUCUCUGAGCUGCGACCAGAUCUCACUCAUCCCCUCCAAAGUCUGGCAGGGCAAAGCGUUCCCUCUGGACAGGAGGAACUCUCCCCCCAACAGUUUAACACCGUGUCUGAAGAUCAGAAACAUGUUUGAUCCAGUCAUGGAGGUUGGUGAAAACUGGCAUCUGGCCA
Messenger RNA from Oncorhynchus nerka (sockeye salmon), 794 nucleotides. RefSeq names its product inner nuclear membrane protein Man1-like. Gene Ontology annotation, molecular function: chromatin DNA binding. The coding region runs from base 228 to 635 and encodes 135 amino acids. Gene Ontology annotation, biological process: nuclear envelope organization; negative regulation of BMP signaling pathway. The record is from RefSeq and is a predicted model, not a curated record. Lineage: Eukaryota; Metazoa; Chordata; Actinopteri; Salmoniformes; Salmonidae. The transcript has 6 exons.